CUUGCGUCUUUCAGCAUCGCAUUUGUCACUUAGAUCGACAGUUUUGACAGUGAGCAUCAAAAUCAGCUGUGAAAUUAACAAUUUCACAAGAAUAUUAGUAAAAGUAAAAGUUGUGUGCUUUAAAAAGAAAGUGCUAACUGGUAACCAGGAAUCAUGGAUCCGAUCGAUCUGUUGGAGAAACGAAUCGAAGCACUCGAAUUGCAAGUGUUACCGAAGGAAAAGUCCUCACUAGAAAGCAAGUUCCAAGGUAUUACUGAUAUCCUAUUGCAAACCCAAACCAUGAUUUCUUCGGCGUUGAGCUGUCGAGAUGCCAUUACCUCAAUUCUGCGACAUAUUCAAACAGUAAAUGAAUACUUGGAUCCUUGUUAUGGGGAAAACGACUUGGAGGUGGAGGCCAAACGGCAUUAUCUACUUGAAUUGUAUCCUGAAUUAAAAGACACUGUCCAGUUUAUCGGAACUUUUCAAAACCUGCUCCCCUAUACCAACUCUGAGAACAUCAUGAAAGUGACGGAACUUUCGGAUAAGCUCGAACAUCUCACCGCUGCCAAUCUUGUGAUCUACGAAGAGAGUCGCGAAGUGACUCAAAACGUCCUCAAACUCUUGCAACAGUACAAUGACAUUACCAGUUCGAUAAAAGUGCUGUUCCUGCAGCUGGAUCGAGCAGUCAACGAUUGCGAUGCCGCUCUACAGCCCAAGUUUGUUACGGAAGAGUAACAUGAAGCAGCAGUUUGUGUAUCAACAUGCAUAUACGAAAACAUCCAAUAAACUAAUUUUAUUUAAGGAAUUUACUUAAAAGUAAUGGUUAUUGCAAUAAAUGUUUUUUUAUUUUAUUUAUUGGCUACUUCAGGCGUCUUGUUUUUUAAAUACAUUAAUAUUUAUGACUGUUUUGAAAAUAAAAAUGUAUUUCACUUGAA
Messenger RNA from Dendroctonus ponderosae (mountain pine beetle), 914 nucleotides. RefSeq lists its product as uncharacterized. The coding region runs from base 154 to 714 and encodes 186 amino acids. NCBI's taxonomy places the organism in Eukaryota, Metazoa, Arthropoda, Insecta, Coleoptera, Curculionidae. Gene Ontology annotation, cellular component: dynactin complex. The record is from RefSeq and is a predicted model, not a curated record. The transcript is spliced from 3 exons. Gene Ontology annotation, biological process: cytoskeleton-dependent cytokinesis.